ACGCGUGACGCACGGCGGCGAGGCCGGCCGGCGGUGUGUCCCGGGGCAGGAGCGCAGCCUCCGGGAAGACGGUCGCGCGUGCCCGCUGCCGCCUCUCCGUUGGCGGCCGUGAUGCGCUCCGCUCGCGGCUCCCCGCCCCUGGGACUCCCGGCCGCCGUGUCGGGCGCUGCGGAACGGUUCAACUAUCACACACAGAAAUGUUUAGAUCAGAAUUCCUGUGUCAUGAAGAAUUUUUAAACUAGGUUUUCUUGAUCUUCCCAGAAGAGGAUUUGAUGCUGGAAACGGAAGAUAUCAGUCAAAGGAGGGUUCUGAUUCUGGGAGGACACGUUGUUGCUGUAAUAGUGGUUGAAGACUGACUCCCAGAACAUUGCCUGACCUCUGACGUGUCAGCAUGGGGAGGGCCCAUGGGCAUCUGUCACAGAAAGAACGCGAUAAUGCCAGGUGGGCUCUGCAGGAGUUAAUGUAGCUUACCGUAAAGGGUAUGUUGUGCUGGAAUCUGCAAGGGAUUGUAUUAAGCACAGGAUAACUGUCUCUAAGCCUCAAAGGGGAUGAUAAACUCCAUGGACUGGCCCAAGAACCCAAAUGCAGACUAGAAACUACAAAUGGAAAUUUCCAUUGGACUUGGCAUCUCCUGUCUUUUUCCUGCUUCCUGGCAUUUUAGCAUCUCUCCAGUGGGAUGUCCUCGAAUUUUGAAUACCAAUGUACGCCAAAUUGUUGUUAUUAGUAUUCUGGCUGCUGCUGUUUCACUUUUAUACUUUUCUGUUGUCAUAAUCCGAAAUAAAUAUGGGCGACUAUCCAGAGACAAAAAGUUUCAAAGGUACUUGGCACGAGUCACUGACAUUGAAGCUACAGACACCAAUAACCCCAAUGUGAACUAUGGUAUCGUGGUGGACUGUGGUAGCAGUGGGUCUCGAAUAUUUGUCUAUUGCUGGCCCAGGCAUAAUGGCAAUCCUCAUGACCUGUUGGAUAUCAGACAAAUGAGGGAUAAGAACCGAAAGCCAGUGGUUAUGAAAAUAAAACCAGGCAUUUCAGAAUUCGCUACCUCUCCAGAGAAAGUCAGUGAUUACAUUUCUCCGCUCCUGAACUUUGCUGCAGAGCAUGUGCCACGGGCAAAACACAAAGAAACCCCUCUCUACAUUCUUUGCACAGCUGGAAUGAGGGUCCUUCCUGAAAGCCAGCAGAAAGCCAUCCUGGAAGACCUUCUGACUGAUAUCCCCGUGCAUUAUGACUUUCUGUUUUCUGACUCUCAUGCAGAAGUGAUUUCAGGGAAACAGGAAGGUGUGUAUGCUUGGAUCGGCAUUAAUUUUGUCCUCGGACGAUUUGAGCACAUUGAAGAUGAUGACGAGGCCGUUGUGGAGGUUAACGUUCCUGGAAGCGAGAGCAGGGAAGCCUUUCUCCGGAAAAGAACUGCCGGUAUUCUCGACAUGGGAGGCGUGUCAACCCAGAUAGCAUACGAAGUCCCCAAAACUGUAAGCUUUGCCUCCUCACAGCAGGAAGAAGUAGCUAAGAACUUGCUGGCUGAAUUUAACCUUGGAUGUGAUGUUCACCAGACUGAGCAUGUGUACCGAGUCUAUGUGGCCACAUUUCUUGGGUUUGGUGGCAAUGCUGCUCGACAGAGAUAUGAAGACAAGAUAUUUGCCAACACGUUUCAAAAGAACAGGCUCCUGGGGAAGCAGACUGGUCUAGCUCCUGACACUCCAUACCUGGACCCCUGUUUACCCCUAGACAUUAAAGAUGAAAUCCAGCAAAAUGGGCAGACCAUGUACCUGCGGGGAACGGGAGACUUCGACCUGUGCCGAGAGACUCUCCAGCCUUUCAUGAACAAAACAAACGAGACACAGACUUCCCUCAAUGGGGUCUACCAGCCCCCCAUCCACUUCCAGAACAGCGAGUUCUAUGGCUUUUCUGAAUUCUACUAUUGCACUGAAGACGUGUUACGAAUGGGAGGAGACUACAAUGCGGUUGCGUUUACUAAAGCUGCAAAGGAUUAUUGUGCAACAAAGUGGUCGAUCUUACGAGAGCGCUUUGACCGAGGACUGUAUGCCUCUCACGCGGACCUCCACAGGCUAAAGUACCAGUGCUUCAAGUCUGCCUGGAUGUUCGAGGUGUUUCACAGGGGCUUCUCCUUUCCUGUCAACUAUAAAACCCUAAAGACAGCCUUGCAGGUUUAUGACAAGGAGGUGCAGUGGACCCUUGGAGCAAUCCUCUACAGGACCCGCUUUUUACCCUUAAGAGAUAUCCAGCAGGAGGCCUUCCGGGCCAGUCACGCUCACUGGCGGGGCUUCUCCUUCGUCUACAACCACUACCUGUUCUCCGGCUGCUUCCUGGUGGUCCUGCUCUCCAUCCUCCUCUACCUGCUGCGGCUCCGGCGCAUCCACAGGCGGACGCGCAGUGGGGCCGCCGCCGCCCUCUGGCUGGAGGAGGGCCUUCCGGCCCAGAAGAUUGCAUGAACCUUAUGAACGGGAACAGGAGUUGGAGGCCCAGGAAGACCUUCUAAAGGAAAAGCCAUUUUUGCCUCAGGGUUUCGUCUCAAUUCUUGUUUUAUUUUUCCCUUCCCUUUUUGGUCCUUGAAACAAAAACAAAAUCCAUUGUGUGUAAACUGCUGUCCUAGAAGAUUGCAUUUACCCUGUUUUGUACACAGCUUUAAAUUGAGGAGUAGGGAAAAGGGAAAGUCACUUCGUAUAGGACAUCUGCCAAAAAUUACGGAGAUUUUUGGUUUUUCUUUAAGGUAUGUUUAAUUUUAAACAGAUGCACUUUGAUAGUGGAGGGAAAUGGCAAAGGUGUUUUCUAUGGUGAAGAUGGGACUGAAGAGUGAGACUUGCAGAACCCAAGACCUACCGAGUGAAAUUAAAAUGCUUUUCCCUCUGUCCUGAAAGCUCUAACCUAAA
This is a messenger RNA of Pipistrellus kuhlii (Kuhl's pipistrelle), 2888 nucleotides long. RefSeq names its product ectonucleoside triphosphate diphosphohydrolase 4 (gene ENTPD4). The record is from RefSeq and is a predicted model, not a curated record. The transcript has 17 exons. Gene Ontology annotation, molecular function: nucleoside diphosphate phosphatase activity. Gene Ontology annotation, biological process: nucleoside diphosphate catabolic process. Bases 603 to 2450 code for a protein of 615 amino acids. Gene Ontology annotation, cellular component: membrane. NCBI's taxonomy places the organism in Eukaryota, Metazoa, Chordata, Mammalia, Chiroptera, Vespertilionidae.